AUGUCUUCUUGCACCCGCAUCGCAGAGCUAGCAUCGACCAUUGCCACCAACACGGCCAAAAUCGACGCCUACAAUGCCGAGAAAGGCCUCCCCUCGCAGUCCUUUGACCCCGACGCGCCGCCCAAGUACGACUACCCUCCGGAGAUUGAACACGCCCGCCAGCAGGUUCUCGGUGCCACGGACGAGCUGCACGCGUUGAUGGCCGGGCCUGCCAGUGCUUUCGUGAAGCCUUCUCACAACGCCCUCACGAGCAUCCACGCGCUGUACCGCUUCAACAUCGCCAACAGCUUCCCCGAAGGCCAGGAGGAAGCGACGUAUGAAGAGCUUGCACAGGCCUGCGGGCUCAGCGAGUUCAACCUGCGCCGCAUCGUGCGCGCCGCCAUGACCCAGCACAUCUUCCGCGAGUCGCGCAAGGGCGUCGUCGCGCACACCAGCGCCUCCAAGUUCUUCGCCAACAACCGCAUUAUGCGCCAGUGGAUGGUCGAUGCCAUGCAGAAAUGGCCGAGCUCCCAGGAACCCAACGAAACCGGCUUCAAUAUCGCCCACCACACGGACCAGCCCAUGCUCAACCUGCUGGCCAACGAUCCGGCGCGCGCGCAGCGCUUUGCCGAGGCCAUGUCGCUCUUCAACGCCAGCGACGGCAUGGAGCCCGAGCACCUGCGCGAUAACUACGACUGGGCCGCACUGGGAGAGGGCGCGACGCUGGUCGACAUCGGCGGCUCGCACGGCGACGUCGCCGUCUCGCUGGCCCGGCGCUUCCCCAACCUGCGCUGCGUCGUGCAGGAUCUUCCGGAGGUCGUGGCCAGCGCAACCGUGCCCGAGGGCCUCGAAGACCGACUCAGCUUCCAGGCGCACGACGUUUUUCACCGAGCAGCCCGUCAAGGACGCCGACGUGUACCUGUUCAAAUGGAUCUUCCACGACUGGUCGGACAAGUAUUGCAUCCGGAUCCUCAGGGCCUUGAUCCCCGCGCUGAAAAGGGGCGCCCGCAUCGUGGUCAGCGAGUUCAUCAUGCCCGACCCGGGCGUGAUUCCCUUGUAUCUCGAAAAGCGUGUCCGAACGGCAAGGAGCGAGAAAUCGCCGACUGGGCCGCCCUCUUCCAGGCCGCCGAUCCGCGUCUCAAGCUCACCAACAUCAUCCAGCCGCCGCUGUCGAAGCUGGGUAUCAUCGAGGCCACAUGGGAUGUGUAG
Rasamsonia emersonii CBS 393.64 is the source of this 1188-nucleotide messenger RNA. RefSeq names its product O-methyltransferase. The coding region runs from base 1 to 1188 and encodes 395 amino acids. NCBI's taxonomy places the organism in Eukaryota, Fungi, Ascomycota, Eurotiomycetes, Eurotiales, Trichocomaceae. Gene Ontology annotation, molecular function: O-methyltransferase activity. The record is from RefSeq and is a predicted model, not a curated record. The transcript has 4 exons.